AUGUCUCUCGAGCCGGUGAUGCCCCCUUACAACGCCUCGGACCCGUCCGCCAGCUUCCUCAGCUCGUCAUGCCUCGACUUUUUGCUCAUUGAGCUCGUGCCGCUGGCGUACCGCGUGACGCAGGAGCGCGACGGUGACGCGGCCCGGUUAGCCGAGGAGAAGAAGAGCACGAGAAGCGCCACUGCCGAUGACGACGACGAUGAUGCUCUACCUGACGCGGAUGAGCCGCCCCAGAGAGCAAGCUCGACAGCGGCGGGCAGCACGGGGCACCCGAGACGCUUCGACGACGAGGACGAGGAACUAGACGCGGUGCAUUACCGGCUGGAGUCCCAGGGAUACCGUGUCGGACAAGGUCUUGUAGAGAGAUUCUCUCGCGAUCGCCCUCGCUUAAACGACACGCUCGACGUGAUCAAAUUCCUCUGCAAGGAUCUAUGGUCGUUGGUGUUUGGCAAGAAUAUAGACAAUCUCAAGACCAAUCACAGAGGCGUUUACGUACUGACGGACAACGUCUUCCGUCCAUUUUCGCGGAUGAGCACUGUGGCGGGUGGCCAGGCCGUGGUGCGGGCACAACCGUUCCUGUGGUUCCCGUGCGGAAUCGUCCGGGGGGCGCUGGCCGCACUCGGAAUCAACGCUUCGGUGCAGGCCGAAAUCAAUGAGCUCCCCGGGGCGGUAUUCCAGAUCAAGACGCUUCCCGUAAAGACAUGA
Cordyceps militaris CM01 is the source of this 705-nucleotide messenger RNA. Its product is annotated as trafficking protein particle complex subunit 6B. The record is from RefSeq and is a predicted model, not a curated record. Gene Ontology annotation, cellular component: cis-Golgi network; TRAPP complex; trans-Golgi network. Gene Ontology annotation, biological process: endoplasmic reticulum to Golgi vesicle-mediated transport; regulation of GTPase activity. Bases 1 to 705 code for a protein of 234 amino acids. The transcript has 3 exons. Lineage: Eukaryota; Fungi; Ascomycota; Sordariomycetes; Hypocreales; Cordycipitaceae.